Phaeoacremonium minimum UCRPA7 is the source of this 1089-nucleotide messenger RNA. Its product is annotated as putative malate l-lactate protein. Gene Ontology annotation, molecular function: oxidoreductase activity. Bases 1 to 1089 code for a protein of 362 amino acids. Lineage: Eukaryota; Fungi; Ascomycota; Sordariomycetes; Togniniales; Togniniaceae. The record is from RefSeq and is a predicted model, not a curated record. The transcript has a single exon.
AUGGCGGACAACGCCCAAGCUAGCGAGUCUCUGAAGACUCAUGUUCAAGCAUCCGAAGCUCGUCGAUUUGUUGAAGCCGUUCUGACCGCAAACAAGGUGCCUCCUGCCAAUGCCAGCAUAAUUGCUCGUUGCCUUGUAGCAGCGGAUCUCCGUGGCGUGGAUACACACGGUAUGAAUCGUAUCCCAUCGUAUAUGGAACGCAUUCGGCAGGGUGUUCUCAGUCCUAAUGCACAACCGGAAGUCCGCCAGGUGACUCCAGUGGUUGCGCAUGUGGACGGGCACAAUGCCUUCGGUUUCCUUGCCGCCCACGCCGGUAUGGCGGCUGCUAUUGAAUCCGCCCGCACGUAUGGUAUCGGCAUGGCAAGUGUGGCACAUUCAAAUCACUUCGGGAUGUCUGCGUGGAUAGUUCAACAGGCAAUUGAGGCUGACAUGAUGAGCUUGGUAUUCACCAACUCAAGCCCUGCUCUGCCAGUUUGGGGCGGCAAGAGUAAGCUCAUGGGUGUAUCACCUAUCGCUUGCGGAGCGCCGGGAAAAGAUAAUAAUCCUUUCAUUCUUGAUAUGGCCCCGUCGGUGGCAGCACGUGGCAAGAUAUACAAAGCAAAACGAAGGAAUGAGAAGAUUCCAUUAGACUGGGCACUCGACGCUGAGGGAAAGCCUACAGAUGACCCAGUUGCCGCUCUUGGGGGUGUCAUGUUGCCAAUGGGCGGGCCGAAAGGCUCAGGGCUAUCUAUUAUGAUGGACGUCUUUUCGGGUGUUCUAUCUGGUUCCGCCUUUGCCGGAAAUGUUACGGGUCCCUACGACCCGUCUAAACCUGCUGAUGUUGGCCAUUUUCUCGUUGCUAUCAAGCCAGAUCUCUUCAUGAGUCUGGAUCAAUUCAGAGACAGGAUGGGUUACUUGUACCAGCGAGUCACCGGAUCAGAGAAGGCUGCGGGAGUAGAUCGCAUCUAUUUUCCUGGCGAGAUCGAGCAGCUCUCACAGCAAGAGAGGGAAAAAAGUGGGAUUCCUCUAGUACAGGCGGAGAUAGAUGCUCUGAAUGAGGAGGCGCAGAAGGUGGGUGUAGAUCCACUAGUUACGAUGUCGUCAAAGUGA